Actinia tenebrosa (Australian red waratah sea anemone) is the source of this 3071-nucleotide messenger RNA. Its product is annotated as cullin-2. NCBI's taxonomy places the organism in Eukaryota, Metazoa, Cnidaria, Anthozoa, Actiniaria, Actiniidae. Gene Ontology annotation, cellular component: cullin-RING ubiquitin ligase complex. Gene Ontology annotation, biological process: ubiquitin-dependent protein catabolic process. Gene Ontology annotation, molecular function: ubiquitin protein ligase binding. The record is from RefSeq and is a predicted model, not a curated record.
GUCGCCUAGCUGAAGGAAGGUUCGUAGAAUAUCAUUUAGCGAUGAUGAAGAAGUAAAGCAUAGGAAUCUGUGUUUACUUUGAAGUUUCUUCUAUUCCCACGCGUGCUGCUAUGAUGAAAGAUGUCACUGAAGCCUCGAGUGGUGGAUUUCAACUCGACUUGGAACAAGAUAUUGGAGACGCUUAAGGCUGUUCUGACGUUGGACAAGAUACCUCGGCCUGUUUGGAAUGACAGAUUUUCUGAUGUGUAUGCAUUAUGUGUAGCAUUUCCAGAACCUCUAGGUGAAAGACUAUAUGGUGAAGUAAAAACAUUCUUAGAAGAACAUGUUAAAAAUCUUUAUGAGGAAGUCAGCAGCCCUAAUGUGGACCUAUUGCGAGAAUAUCACCAUCACUGGAUGCAGUAUAGUCAAGGGUCAGCCUACAUGAAUCUUUUGUUUGGGUAUUUGAACCAGCAUCUGAAGAAGCAAAAACAGGACUAUGUGGAGAUUUCUCCCUACACUGUCCCACCUUAUAAUCAUGAAGCUAUCAAUAUUGGGCCUCUUGCUCUGAACAUAUGGAAAUCAACUAUGAUUGAACCACUAAAAGUUACUAUUGUACACCAUUUACUGAUUGAGAUGAAGAAAGACAGAGAUGGGGAAGGGACAAACCAGAACAUUGUCCAUGACACUAUCAAGUCAUUCGUUGGGGUGCAAGAGUAUCAAACAAAAGGAGCACUUGGUCUUUAUGAAAAGGUGUUUGAAAGAGAGAUGCUCAAAGAGACCGGAGAAUACUACAGAAGAGAAGCAGCUGAACUCAUGGCUGAGAAUGUUUGCUCUGUAUAUAUUCAAAAGGUUGAUCUAAGAAUACAGGAAGAAGACUUGCGAGCUAGAAAAUUCCUUCAUCCUGUGUCCUACAGUAGGGUAAUCAGAGAGUGUGAAGCUAAAAUGGUGGAAGAUUACAUACCUUAUUUACAAGCUGAGUGCCGGCAAAUGGUCAGAGAAGAGAAAACCACAGAUUUGUCUAGGAUGUACAAACUAUUAAAACAUAUCCCAAGAGGUCUCAUGGUCAUGGUAACAGAACUAGAACAGCAUGUUACAGAGACAGGUCUUGGGAAAAUCAAAUCUGUCAACUUUGAAAGUGGGCCUUUUCAGUAUGUUGACAUAAUGCUCGAUGUUCAUAAUAAAUUUACAAAAUUGAUAAAUACAACUUUCCAAGGGGAUUCAGCUUUCCAUGCAGCCCUGGAUAAGGCUUGCACUACAGUAGUUAACUACAGACAUGACCCUAGAAGGUCAUCAAAGUCUCCAGAGCUUUUGGCAAAAUACUGUGACAUAGUUCUCAAGAAAAGCACCAAGAACUUAACAGAUGUUGARUUAGAUGAGAAACUAAGUGAAGUAAUAAUUAUAUUCAAGUACAUUGAUGAUAAAGAUAUUUUUCAGAAGUUUUAUUCUAAAAUGUUGGCCAAGAGACUUAUUCAUAACUUAUCUGUGUCUAUGGAUGCUGAAGAGGCCAUGAUAAGUAGAUUGAAGCAUGCAUGUGGGUAUGAGUACACCAACAAACUGCACAGAAUGUUUACUGAUAUGAGCAUCAGUUUAGACUUGAACUCAAGUUUUAGUGAUUUUUUAUCUAAUUCCUCGGUAGAUCUUGGAAUAAGCUUCUCUUUACUUGUAUUACAGUCAGGUGCAUGGCCACUUGGACAAACCUCUAUCUCUCCCAUCAACAUACCACAAGAAUUAAUAAAGCCUGUUCAGAUGUUUGAACAGUUCUACAAUGGGAAGUUCAAUGGCCGUAAGCUCAAUUGGCUACAACACUUGUCGAAUGGUGAAGUCAAAGUGAACUACUUCAAACGUCCUUUGAUACUGACUGUAUCAACAUAUCAAAUGGUAGUACUGUUAUUGUUCAAUGAAAGAACUCGACUUACAUAUAGUGAGAUCGAAGUCCAAACACAGCUGAUUGAUAAAGAGCUUGUCAGAAUAAUACAAUCACUUAUUGAUGUCAAGCUUCUAGAAAAGUCUGAAGACGAAGAGAUGGCCAAUUCUACAUUCUGGAUUAAUUCGAAUUUUACGAGUAAAAGAACUAAACUGAAGAUCACUUCUGCUGUGCAGAGGGAAGCACCACAGGAAUCUGAACAAACUCUUGUGUCAGUUGAUGAAGACAGAAAAAUGUAUCUUCAGGCUGCAAUUGUUAGGAUAAUGAAAUCAAGAAAAGUUUUAAAACACAAUUCUUUAAUACAAGAGGUUAUCAGCCAGUCUCGUGCUCGAUUUACACCCAAUAUACCAAUGAUUAAGAAAUGUAUAGAAGCACUGAUCGAGAAGCAGUACCUUGAGAGAAAAGAAGGAACAAAGGAAGAAUACACAUACGUUGCUUGACCUGUCCAACACAUCGAGUAACAACUAACUAAAACGACUCUAAAAGCCACAGCAGACAGCACUCACAGUUAACUUUUGAAGAGUCUCUUAACCACUCUUCAUAAAAAAUUCCCGGAAAAACCGAAACACCAUGGACAGCUAUAGUAUGUUGGCAUAUCAAGUGAACUGGACCGCAAGAAGAACGUUUGCAUCGCUUGAUGCCAAAGUAGGAAAAGCCACAGCAUUAUUUGAUGACUACGCCAAGUAUUGAAUUACUGACACCAUUUUCAUAAUAGCACGACAAAGUAGUUUUGAAACGAAAAACAGCGCAGUUUAACCCAUCACCUCCCUCCCUGCUACGCAGCUUAAAAUUGAGACUUUCAAUGCGUGACUUGAAAAAGGGUACAAAAUUGCACCAUUGUAGGCUAGCCUCCGUACCCUCAAAUCUYCCCCUCCUUUUUCCCUUUUUCCCAUUCUACCUCAUCCAGAAUGCCCCUAUGCAGGCUAAACUCUAGCCACARCUUCCUGCGGUUUUUGUUUCCAUUGAUCAAAAUGUCAAAGAUAUAAGUGAUUCGAAUUUUUGAGUCGCGCAAUUUUACACCUCAACUCGUCUGGGUCAGAUGAUUAUGGCAAUGGAUAUAACUUGAAAGGGUUGUAUCGUAAGGACAAAAGAAUUUUUAAACGACUGAACUUGUAAACUUAGGCUUAUUUACUAUCAUGUAUAUUAAAUACCUUGCAUUUUGCGUGUA